This is a messenger RNA of Propithecus coquereli (Coquerel's sifaka), 2193 nucleotides long. RefSeq names its product antigen WC1.1-like. NCBI's taxonomy places the organism in Eukaryota, Metazoa, Chordata, Mammalia, Primates, Indriidae. The coding region runs from base 1 to 2193 and encodes 730 amino acids. The transcript has 14 exons. Gene Ontology annotation, cellular component: membrane. The record is from RefSeq and is a predicted model, not a curated record.
AUGGCUUCGAAUGGACAUCUCUGUCUCCAGGGACUCUGUUUUCUGCUCCUCAGCACCCUCGUGGGUACUCGAGAUUUGGAGCUAAGGCUGAGGAAUGGAGGCCACCGCUGUGAGGGGAAAGUGGAGAUGAAGCUCCGAGGAAGUUGGAGGGGCAUAAGAUUUGUGCGUCUGGUUGGAGGAGAUGGACCCUGCUCAGGGCAAGUGGAAGUGAAUCCUAAAGGAGAUUGGGUUCCAGUUUCUCAUGUGAACUUCACAUUUCCCACUGCCCAGGUCAUCUGCCGGGAGCUGGGGUGCGGCAAGGCUGCGUCUGUCCUGGGACACGUGCCCUUCAAAGGGGCUAGCAGACAGGUCUGGGCUGAAGAGUUCCGAUGUAAGGGGCAAGAGUCUAGCCUGUGGUUCUGCCCGAGAGCACCCUGUCCUGGAGGGACUUGCCACCACAGUGGGGCUGUUCAAAUCGUCUGUUCAGAUUAUACAGAAGUCCGGCUCAUGAAAAAUGGCACCUCUCAGUGUGAGGGACAAGUGGAGAUGAAUAUUUCUGGAGACUGGAGACCACUCUGUGCCUCCCACUGGAGUAUGGCCAACGCCAAUGUCGUUUGCCGUCAACUGGGCUGUGGGGUCGCCAUCUCUACCCCAAAAGGAGCAUACUUUGUGGAAGGAGGUGAUGGGAUCUGGAAAGACCGAUUUCACUGCUCAGGGGCUGAGCCCUUCCUGUGGCAUUGCCCCGUGACUGCCCUGGGUGUUCCCGACUGUAAUCGUGGAAACAUGGCCUCUGUGGUCUGCUCAGGACACCAGACCCAGCUGCUGCCCCAGCGCAGUGACUCCCUGUCUGACCCAGCAGCCCCUGCAGCCUUGGAGGAGAGUGCUGCCAACUGCUCAGAGUUCCUGGCCCUCAGGAUGGUGAGCAGGGACCUGAAGUGUGCUGGGUGGCUGGAAGUUUUCUACAACGGGACCUGGGGCAGUGUGUGCCACAGCCCCAUGGAAGCCACGACCUUGUCCAUCAUUUGCAGACAGCUUGGCUGUGGGGACAGCGGGACUCUCAACUCUUCUGUUGCCAUCAGAGAAGGUUCUAGACCCCGGUGGGUGGAUGGAAUCCGGUGUCGGAAAACUGCUACCUCCCUCUGGCAGUGUCCUUCUGAUCCCUGGAAACACAAAUCUUGUUUUCCAAAGGACGAAGCUUACAUCAUAUGUGCAGGAGCCAGACCUGAGAGCUGCCCGGCUGCCGCCCCCUGCACAGACAAAGAGAAGCUCCGACUCAGGGGAGGAGACAGGGUGUGCUCAGGCCGAGUGGAGGUUUGGCACGAAGGCUCCUGGGGCACGGUGUGUGACGACUCCUGGAGCCUGGCAGAGGCCGAGGUGGUGUGUCGGCAGCUGGGCUGUGGCUCCGCCCUGGACGCGCUGGGGGAGGCUGCGUUUGGCCAGGGAAAUGGAAGCAUCUGGCUGGACGACGUGUGGUGCAAGGGCAGCGAGUCCUCCUUGUGGGCCUGUGCUGCGCAGCCCUGGGGGCGGAGCAACUGCAAGCACGAGGAGGACGCAGGAGUCAGGUGCUCAGGUGAAAAGACAAUGGUUCCACUCAGCCCUGGAGGUGCCAGUUCAGGCUCAGCUUCUGUCCCUGGCAUCUUCUCCCUGCCUGGGAUCCUCUGCCUCGUCCUGGGAGCCCUUCUCUUCCUGGUGCUCGUCAUUCUGGGGACUCAGCUGCACCGAUGGAGAGCAGAGGGCAGAGCCUUAUCCAGUUUCGAGGAUGCCCCUGACGAGCCUGUGUACCAGGAGAUCGAUUAUCUCGGGACACUGAGGGAGGAUCUGCUGGGCAGCCCAGGGUCCCUGUCAGACGACUCAGCGAGUAAACUGCCAUAUUACACAGGAGACGCUGAAGACAACGGUGACUAUAAAUCCACUCCAGGUAAAACCCCGGGUCAGGGGGCUGAUGCACCUAGUGACGGCUAUGAUGAUGCUGCAGAGAUGCCAGUUAUGGAGAUGCCCCCCGUCCCGCAGACGAGUGAGGGGGAGCUGCCCCCACAGGAGGAGAACGUGGCCAGGGCCUCUCAGGCAGGCUCUUCUCUGCACUUCCUCAGAGGGGCAGCUGACCCUGGGAAAGGACUGGAUAGCCCUUGGCUGCUCCAGGGACAAGAAGGGGACCCUGGAUAUGACGAUGUUGAACUACGUGCCCCCGGAACAUCUACAGUGGCUUUCCCGUAA